Diorhabda sublineata is the source of this 2102-nucleotide messenger RNA. It is a transcript of the gene RanBPM, whose product is annotated as ran-binding protein 9. Gene Ontology annotation, cellular component: cytoplasm. NCBI's taxonomy places the organism in Eukaryota, Metazoa, Arthropoda, Insecta, Coleoptera, Chrysomelidae. Gene Ontology annotation, molecular function: protein binding. Bases 32 to 1774 code for a protein of 580 amino acids. The transcript is spliced from 10 exons. Gene Ontology annotation, biological process: cell surface receptor signaling pathway; cytoskeleton organization. The record is from RefSeq and is a predicted model, not a curated record.
AUUAGAGGGGGAAAGGAAGGGGUUUUUAGAAAUGGCGGACGUGUGUAGUGGUCAAAGUGUAAUGGAAUCGCAAAUAGAAAUGCAAAACAAUGCAGUCGAUCGAUUAAAAAAACUUUAUCCAGCAGUAAAUGAAGAUAAAACUCCUCUUCCUAGGGCAUGGAGUACCAAGGAUAAAUAUACCUAUAUAGGACUGUCCCAAAACAAUUUGCGUGUGCACUAUAAAGGUCAUGGAAAAACCCAUAAAGAUGCUGCUAGUGUACAAGCUACUCAUCCCAUCCCAGCUUCAUGUGGUUUGUACUAUUUUGAAGUGAAGAUUGUCAGUAAAGGCAGAGAUGGUUACAUGGGUAUUGGAUUAUCUGCUCAGGGGGUCAAUAUGAAUCGUUUACCAGGUUGGGACAAACAAUCAUAUGGAUAUCAUGGAGAUGAUGGUCACUCCUUUUGUUCAUCGGGAACGGGACAACCUUAUGGUCCCACUUUUACCACUGGAGAUGUUAUUGGCUGUGGAGUAAACUUGAUAGAUAAUACUUGUUUUUACACAAAAAACGGACAUCACCUUGGUACUGCCUUUAGAGAUCUUCCGCCUAAUCUAUAUCCGACCGUUGGCUUACAAACCCCCGGUGAAGUGGUCGACGCAAAUUUUGGUCAGGAACCUUUUGUUUUUGAUAUCGAAGACAUGAUGAGAGAACUCAGAUCUCGAACUAGAACCGAAAUAAAUGAUUUUAUUGUGCCAGAAAGCCAAGGAGAAUGGCAGGCCAUAUUAAAUAAGAUGGUAUCUACAUAUUUAAUACACCACGGUUACUGCAAUACAGCAGAGGCAUUCGCCCACAUAACUGAACAGCCAUUUAAUGAAGAUAUAGGAUCGAUUAAAAACAGGCAAAAAAUAUUGAAGUUGGUGCUGGCAGGCCGAAUGGGCGAGGCAAUUGAAAAAACGACUAGACUGUAUCCAGGUCUUCUAGAAAAUAACCAAAAUUUAUUAUUUAUGCUCAAAUGUCGUCAGUUUGUCGAAAUGGUGAAUGGUUCGGACAUAGAAAUAUGUCACAAGAAAAGUAAUGUAGGUGGAUUUUCACCUGUACAAAUGUCCGUCAUUCAGUCUACAAAAUGUUUAAAAAAUAAAAGUGGAUCACAAGAUUCCGUGGAAGAAAUGAAUAGAAAUAACACUGCCAGGAACGGUAACAACUGUACCAAUGAAUCACAAUUAAUCAAUACAGAAGAUUGUGAAAUGGAAGAAAUGGAUGCUUCUGACGAAAUUCAGAACGGACAUGGAGAUACUUGUAUCAAUGGCAAAUCUAGUAAUAAUGGAUAUCAAAAUGGUAGUAGUAGUAAUAGUAAUAUUGAUGACACCGGAGAAACAACACUCGUUACAUGCUGUGAUAAUGAAGAAGAAGAUAUGGAUGUAGAUGUACCGUGCCGUAAAAAUAAUACAAAACAGUCUGUAGAAAGGAUAUUAGAAUUUGGCAGAGAAUUAUACAGUAUGAGCCAAAGGUUAAAAGCCGAUAAAAAUAGUAAAAUCAACGAAAAAAUGCUAGAAGACGCGUUUAGUUUAUUAGCAUAUUCAAAUCCAUGGGCCAGCCCUGUUGGUUGGCAGUUAGAACCUACACAGAGGGAAUCCGUAUGUGCAUCUUUAAAUUCUGCAAUUUUAGAAUCAAAUAAUAAACCAAGGAAACCUCCGCUAGAGAUCGCGAUGGCGCAUGCCCAGGAGUUGGUACGUUUGAUGUCGUCAUCGGGGCUCGGUUCAUGUGCCUUCGCAUCUCUCGUCGACAUACUCGAUCAGUGAUGGCAGUUUUUUUACCUUAACCACUCCGAGCAAACGCAGGUGACGUACUUUAUCCCGCAACAAAUAAGAAUAAGGGGCGAAUACAAGUUCGCGGUAAUUCGCUUGCCGCAAGAAGAAUAGGUACUUACUCCUCAAUUUUUUUUGUGAAGUUUUAAUGUCGUGUAUUUAAACGAAGUGUAUUUAUGGAAGAGGCAGUGGACCCAUCGAAAAAAAAAUUAGUGGGUUAUUCAGAACAUCCUCAAAUCUACGAUAUUUUUUAUAUAUUACUAUGACUAUUUCUACUAUAGAUUUUGGUAUACUUAAAUUAAAAAGAUACACACUUAUAAAA